Talpa occidentalis (Iberian mole) is the source of this 1331-nucleotide messenger RNA. It is a transcript of the gene TNF, whose product is annotated as tumor necrosis factor. The transcript is spliced from 4 exons. Gene Ontology annotation, molecular function: CD40 receptor binding; cytokine activity; tumor necrosis factor receptor binding. Lineage: Eukaryota; Metazoa; Chordata; Mammalia; Eulipotyphla; Talpidae. The record is from RefSeq and is a predicted model, not a curated record. Gene Ontology annotation, cellular component: cell surface; membrane. Gene Ontology annotation, biological process: positive regulation of transcription by RNA polymerase II; immune response; extrinsic apoptotic signaling pathway via death domain receptors. Bases 164 to 865 code for a protein of 233 amino acids.
GACCAGCCAGGAGAAAGAGAAGCAACUCCAGACCCACCUGAAAAUAAUCUCUCAGGCAACACACCCCUAGACAAGCAGCCAGGCAAUUCUCUCCUGCUACCACACACUGCCCCAGGGUUUCAUCAGCUCCCAGUUGGACUUGAACCCCUCUGGAAAGAACGCCAUGAGCACCGAAAGCAUGAUCCGGGAUGUGGAGCUGGCUGAGGAGGAGCUCUCCAAGAAGGCAGGAAGCCCCCAGGGCUCCAGAAGGUGUUGGUGCAUCAGCCUCUUCUUUCUCCUCAUAGCAGGAGCCACUACACUCUUUUGCCUGCUGCACUUCGGGGUGAUCGGUCCCCAGGGGGAAGAGCAGCACCCAAAUACCCUGCCGCUGCUCAACACUCUGGCCCAGACACUCAGAUCAUCUUCUCGAACCCCAGGUGACAAGCCUGUGGCCCAUGUUGUAGCAAACCCCCAAGCUGAGGGGCAGCUCCAAUGGCUGAGUCAGGUCGCCAACGCCCUCCUGGCCAACGGAGUUGAGCUGACAAACAACCAGCUGGUGGUCCCUUCGGACGGGCUAUACCUCAUCUACUCCCAGGUUCUCUUCAAGGGCCAAGGCUGCCCUUCCAACCUCGUGCUCCUCACCCACAAAAUCCAACGCACUGCUGUCUCCUACGAGGAUGCGGUCGACCUCCUCUCUGCCAUCAAAAGCCCUUGCCAGAGGGAGACCCCCGAGGGGGCAGAGGCCAGGCCCUGGUAUGAGCCCAUCUACUUGGGAGGGGUCUUCCAACUGGAGAAGGGGGACCGACUCAGUGCUAAUAUCAAUCUGCCCAAGUAUCUCGACUUUGCCCAGUCUGGACAGGUCUACUUUGGGAUCAUCGCCCUAUGAGGGGGCGGGACAUCCAUCCUCGCCCACCUCCAUCCCUUCAUUAUCCAUCCACUCCUUCACACCCCCUCAUCCCCUUCUGGCCUAGAGUGGGAAUUAGGGAUGCAGGGCCAGGCCCCAGGCUAGAACUUUAAGUAACAACACUUAGUAACCCAGGAUUCAGGGCUGGACAACAGGGCCCUGGCCACCACCAAGAAUUAAAACUGGGGCUUCUAGAAUUCACCAAGGGCCUCAGCUCAAUGCAGCCUGGGACACCUGGAAGUUGUGGGCCAGGCCAUCUUUGGGACUGAUCAGAGCACUUCAGAACAUCCUUCAAGAAGAUCUCCAACUUGACAUGCAUGGACCACAGGGCCCCCUUUCUUCAAAUGUUUCCAGACUCCCCCCUGAAAUGGACAACCCCUCCCCCACGGUGCCCUUCUCCCUAUAUUUAUGUUUGCACUGGCGAUUAUUUAUUAUUUAUUUAUUAUUU